Diaporthe batatas is the source of this 3582-nucleotide messenger RNA. RefSeq lists its product as uncharacterized. The coding region runs from base 1 to 3582 and encodes 1193 amino acids. NCBI's taxonomy places the organism in Eukaryota, Fungi, Ascomycota, Sordariomycetes, Diaporthales, Diaporthaceae. Gene Ontology annotation, biological process: meiotic sister chromatid cohesion, centromeric; mitotic spindle assembly checkpoint signaling; protein phosphorylation. Gene Ontology annotation, molecular function: protein kinase activity; ATP binding. The transcript is spliced from 3 exons. The record is from RefSeq and is a predicted model, not a curated record.
AUGGCUGCGUCAGACGAUCUCAUCAACUUCGAUGUGAUCGAAGCCAGCAAAGAGAACAUUCAAGCGCCCCCCAGCGGCCGUUCCGCAAGGAAGCUCGCCGAGACCUUUUCCCCUUCCUCAGCACUCACAUCAAAGUCAGCAAGACCAGCGCUCCAAAGCCUCGCCACACCAACACCAGCAGACACAAAGACCAUAAAUGACUGCAUACGUGCCGAGUACGAGUCCGAGAUUGCCAACAUCGCCGAGGCGGAUGACCCCCUCGACGUAUAUGACCGAUACAUCCACUGGAUCCUGGACGCAUACCCGUCGGCACAAGCGACACCCGCGUCGCAGCUACAUACCGUGCUCGAGCGAGCGACCAAGGCGUUCGUCAGCGCACCCCAAUACAAGAACGACCCUCGCUACCUGAAGCUUUGGCUUCUCUACAUAUCUUUCUUUGCCGACUCGCCGCGCGAGACUUUUGUGUUCCUCGCCAGGCAUGGCAUCGGUGAGACGCUCGCUCUCUUCUAUGAAGAGUAUGCGGCCUGGUUAGAGGGCGCAGGAAGAUGGGCCCAAGCCGAGGAGGUCUACAAGCUGGGUAUCGAGAGGGAAGCACGACCUACGGCCAGGAUUGUGAGGAAGUUCGGCGAGUUCGAGCAGCGCCUGGCCGCACAGCCGGAGGACGCAGGCCCUUCCAGCCCUGCUCUUCCCACCGUCAGACCUGCGCUGGCGGCCAAGGUCGACCCGUUUGCAGCCCUGGAGAGGGAUCCCCAAGCACCGAGCCAGGCAAGCGGUCUUGGCGGACAGAAACCCAAGUCAUCCAAGCCGAAGAUGCAAAUCUUCUCGGACGCAGAUGCUGCGCCGCCGUCUGCCAUGGGCUCACGAGAGUCCGGCUCAAAGGGCUGGGAUUCGAUCGGUUCAUUAGCGGACAGGAGGAAAGAGAACGUGAUGGCGCCCAAGCCAUGGGCAGGCGAGACCUUGCAGACUGGUGGGAAGAAGAGCACCGGGCCCAAGAUGUCGGUGUUCAGGGAUCCGUUCAAGGCCCAAAUUUCUAAAUCUCAUAUCACGAUUGCUCCCUCGCACUAUCAAGUGACCGUGAACCCUACAAAUGGCAAAAAGGAGCGAGUAUUCGUUGACCUGCAGGCGGUAUAUCCAAGCCCUGAAGUGCCAGGCACUGAAUUGAGCUUUGAGGAGGUAUGGGCAUCGAACCGUGGCUGGCUUGACCACUCAUGGCAGAGAGAUGCAGUAGCUGGUGCACGACGUUCAAAAACCGUCAAAGGGGGCGUGCCAACUCCGCCACCAAAAGAGGCAGCGAAGUUGCUGGUCCGUCAGGACGUCGUUACCCUGGAUGAGAAUGGCCGUCUCCCGGAUCAACACCGCGCAGGAAGAAAGAAGAAAAUGGCAGAGGUCAAUGAGACUCAAAUCAUCAAAGCGAAGCUAGACUCGCCAACUGGUCCCAAAACCUUGAAGAAGAAACAUACGUCCGAGCCGACAAUGACCAUGCACACCAGGGCUGCCACAGACGACAUUUAUGACAUAUUCAACGCACCUUUGAAACGCGCUUCUGAGGAGGCGGAUGAGAAUGCGGAUGACGACGAAUAUGAGACAGACAGCAAUUAUACCGCCAGCGUCGGAGAAAGUACCUGCACGACUCGACAAAUUACGACAAGUGAGGCCGGCGAUACAGAAGAAGACCAAGCAGCUCGAGAUGACGAGACAUCGGACGUCAAGAGUGUCAGCGGAUGGUCUGACUUCUCUGCGGGACGACACAUUCCUGGCAUUGACAGGGACGACGAAGAAGAUGACGACGACCGGUCUGUCCUGUCUGACUUGAUCAACAUCAGGGAUGCAGACCCUUCUUUAGCCUUCACCGAGCAUACCAUCACCGCGCCUGAAUUCAUUGAUGAUGACGAUGAAGACAUGGACACCCCAAUGUACGACGACAUGUCCCCGCCCAGGACGAGAACUACCUUUGUCCCCUUGCCUCCGGAGGACUAUGUUGCCGUGACACGAACAUACAGGGACCCGUCUGAGAUGGCUAACAAUCGCCUCCCCUUUAUGACGCCCAUCACGGAGAAGACCGAAUCUUCGCUAAAGGUCGAUUCUGACGACAAUGACCGCUACGGUACCAAUAAGACUCCUAGCAGGAAGUAUGGUGCUUCGCCGCGAGGGGUCGAGGAUUAUGAGCCGAUGAGCAGCAGCCCUCUAGAGGAAGUGAUCCAUGAGGAAUUCUCUCCCGUGAAACACAUAUCACUGCCUCUGCUGCCGAAGUCAAGACCAGCCCUGGCACCCAAGACGGACUCGAGGGCAGCACCGGCCAAAGGCCCCAUCAUAAGUGAGGCACAGUGCAACCCAGUAGACGAUGAGGUUCGAAACAAAAUCCUUGAGGAAUCUCACCCGCCCUUGACUUCUUGUCUAGGGCUUUUUGACCAUCGAUCCGAGAGCUAUGGGAGAGGAGGCGAAAUCCGCAAAUUUAUCAAAGCAUGCAGAAGCAGCAGGAACAGCACAGACAAGACAGCGAAUCUUGGCGCUUCGCCUAUCAUACGUCUCCCCGGAAUCGAGACCGAGUACACGGUCAAGAAGGAACUGGGCGCAGGUGCUUUUGCGCCAGUGUACCUGGUCGAGAACUCGUCGCCUGAAGAGACAGGAGACGAGGAUGCGCCGGUGGUCAUGCACAAGGGGACUCUCUCUUUGGCACAUAACCAACGCAGGCGCCUAGAAGCACUCAAGAUGGAGACCCCUCCUAGCGCUUGGGAGUUCCACAUGAUGCGCCUGGCCCACGAUCGGCUCGGUCCACAGGAACGCGCAACAGCCUCUCUCUCCUGCGCCCUUGAGAUGCACCUCUACCAAGACGAGGGGUUCCUCUUGCUUCCGUUCCACCCCCACGGCUCGCUCCUUGACGUUGUCAACAUCUUCCGAGCGGAGUCCUCUGGCGUCAUGGACGAGAGUCUCGCCAUGUUCUUCACCAUCGAGCUAUUCCGCACAGUCGAGGGGCUGCACUCGAGGCAGAUCCUCCACGGCGACCUCAAGGCCGACAACUGCCUCCUCCGACUGGGCGGCGAGGCCCUGAGUUCACAGUGGCGGGCGGACGGGACCGGUGGCUGGGGCUCACGCGGUGUGACGCUGAUCGACUUCGGGCGGGGCAUCGACAUGCGCGCGUUCGUUCCCGAGGUGCAGUUCGUGGCGGACUGGAAGACAACGGCGCAGGACUGCGCCGAGAUGCGCGAGGGCCGCCCUUGGACGUGGCAGAUCGACUACCACGGGCUGGCCGGUAUCAUCCACUGCCUCCUGUUUAGCAAGUACAUCGAGACCGUCAGGUGCGACGCCGGCGGGCUGGGGACGCAGGCCGGCCGCAAGUACAGGAUCCGAGAGGGUCUCAAGAGGUACUGGCAGACAGAGAUCUGGGGCGAGUGCUUCGACAUGUUGCUCAACCCGGGCGGGCACGUGGAGGACGAAGAGGGCAUACGCAUGCCGCUGCUGAGGGGCAUGAAGGCCGUGCGAGAGCGGAUGGAGGCGUGGUUAGAGGCCAACUGCGAGAAGGGCGCAGGCCUGAGGUCGUUACUUGGUAGGGUGGAGGCUGUUGCAAAGGCGAGGAGGGUGUGA